This is a messenger RNA of Brassicogethes aeneus, 1769 nucleotides long. NCBI's taxonomy places the organism in Eukaryota, Metazoa, Arthropoda, Insecta, Coleoptera, Nitidulidae. The record is from the annotation of a GenBank genome assembly.
UAAUAAAGUCGCGAAAUUUUCCGAUGCACCUUUAACCUUAUUUUUUCACGUGUAUUGUGGUAGCGUUGCUGUUUCGUUUCCAAAGCCAAGUUGAUUUAUUAUUAUUUUGAUAUAAAUUAAGUAAAAUAAAAUGGAGAAGGGUGAAGUAAGGGUUCCCAAUACUUGGGAAAAUAGAAAAGUAAAUCGCGGGAAGGUAAAUAGUGGCCUAACGCACGAAUGUGGGGUUUUUGGGGCUAUAGGUUUGGAGAAUUGGCAAAAUAAUUCUGAAAUCGCCCAAAUUAUUUGUAUUGGUUUGGAAGCUUUGCAACAUAGAGGUCAGGAAUCCACCGGGCUGGUCACCACUGAAGGAGGCAAUGAUUUUCACAUCCACAAGGGAAUGGGUUUGGUCAAACACGUUUUCAACAACGAUUGCAUAUCAAAACUCAAAGGAACACUCGGUAUAGGACAUACGAGGUAUUCAACCAGCGCGAAAUCAGAACCCAUUAACUGCCAACCUUUCGUGGUACACUCCAUGCAUGGAUCUUUAGCGGUCGCUCAUAACGGAGAGUUAGUGAAUGCCUCAACCUUAAGGCAACAGGUACUGAAAAGAGGUGUAGGUCUAUCAACUCACUCAGACAGUGAGCUUAUAACUCAAGCUUUAUGCCUAAUACCGCCAGAUGGCGAAGUAAACGGCCCUGAUUGGCCGGCGAGAAUAAGGCACUUAAUGCAGUUGGCACCACUGAGCUAUUCGCUCGUUAUAAUGUUGAAAGACAAAAUAUAUGCUGUUAGAGACCCUUAUGGAAAUAGGCCGUUGUGUCUGGGUAAAAUUGUUUCAAAUGGUGGUGAUAAAGGUGAGGAAACAACUGAAGGUUGGGUUGUCAGUUCCGAGUCAUGCGCAUUCAUCACUGUGACGAGAUAUGUCAGGGAGGUGUUGCCAGGUGAAAUUGUUGAGUUAACUAAAAAUGGCCCUAGAACGGUGGAUGUAGUCUCCACUCCUGAAGGAAAGAACUUGGCAUUCUGCAUUUUUGAAUAUGUAUAUUUUGCUAGACCAAAUAGUAUUUUUGAAGGGCAAGAAGUAUAUACAGUAAGAAAUAUUUGUGGGGCUGAGUUAGCCAUUGAACAUCCUGUAGAAGCCGACAUGGUUGGGUCAGUACCGGAGUCAGGAAAUUCUGCUGCCUUUGGAUAUUCAAAACAAUCACAAAUUCCAUAUGGGGAACUUUUAACAAAAAAUACAUAUGUUGGUAGAACUUUCAUCCAGCCCUCCAACAGAUUAAGACAAAUGAACGUCUCUCUAAAGUUUAGCCCAAUUUUACAUAAUGUAAAAGACAAGAGAAUCAUCCUAAUCGACGAUUCCAUAGUACGCGGCAACACUGUAGGGCCCAUCAUUAAGUUAUUGCGCAGGGCCGGGGCAAAAGAGGUUCACAUUAGAGUGGCAAGUCCUCCCCUGCGUUAUCCCUGCUAUAUGGGGAUAAAUAUUCCCACUAGGGAGGAAUUGAUUGCCAAUACAAUGACGUCAAAAGAACUCGCCAAAAAAGUCGGUGCUGAUAGUCUCGAAUAUUUAAGCGUUGAAGGUUUGGUGAAAGCCGUUAUGAAAAAUCUCGAUAAAAACAACGGUUCAAGACACUGUACCGCGUGUUUAACAGGGGAUUAUCCAGGUGGAAUUCCCGACGAAUUAGAUUGGUAAAAUUUGCACAAAAAAAACAAAAAACAGUAUUAUUGUUAACAUGGUAAAAAACGGUGCUGGUUGCCUAUAUUUAGUUAAAUUUCUUUAUUGUAAACUAUCUACUUAA